Saccostrea cuccullata (small rock oyster) is the source of this 2055-nucleotide messenger RNA. RefSeq lists its product as uncharacterized. The transcript is spliced from 3 exons. Lineage: Eukaryota; Metazoa; Mollusca; Bivalvia; Ostreida; Ostreidae. The record is from RefSeq and is a predicted model, not a curated record.
AUGGACUCUAUUAGAAGCUCACAAAUUACUGAAGGCAUACAACGCAUAUCAGAGUCAGUGUUUGUGGGACUGUGUGGUAAAGUGGGGACCUCACAAGUGGUGGCCAUGAGGAGAGAUACGAUGGACAUCGAGGAGAUGGUGGUAAAUCAAGCGAGAAGUGAUGGGUUGUGUGUGAUUUUGAGUGGAAGUUACGGUGAAGGACUUAGACUGAAAGGAUCAGAUCUAGACUUUAUGUACUGGCGAAAUAAUCACCGUGUGAUCUGGGAAUUAUCUCAGUCUCAGUAUUACAACACACACAGACAGACACUGAUCCUCUGUGACUGUUCUGAUAGUCCGCCAGGAUUUACUUUGUUAUAUUUACUGUCACCUAGCAUGUAUAGACAAAACCAGAGAGUCUGUGUAAGAAUGAAUAACAGAUAUUGUAUAUCUAGUUCUAAAUACAGACAGAUCACUUUAUCUGAGUCAUCACUACCUUAUUACACCACUCCACAUGGACCCUGUGCCAGUGGAACAUUUGGAACACAAGAAUAUGAUAAUGCCUACUGUUUUUUUAGUGACUUUUGGCCUCCCUCUGCCUUUCCAUGGAUAGACAGAUGUCACUCAUGGCCCCAGCCUCAUGUUGUUGAUGAUAUAGUGAAGAAUGGAUGUCACUUUGUAGCAAUUGGACAUAAACUAGGGAAUCAUGAAGAUCAUGAAUGGAGAAUUUCUUUUUCCCAAGCAGAACAAAAACUUGUGUAUAUAAUGAAUCACUGUCAAUUCUUAACUUAUGGCUUACUUAAAUUGAUCUUAACAGAAAUAAUUAACAAUGGAGUAAGUGAUAAUGAUAAAUUACUGUGUUCCUAUCACAUGAAGACGGCAGUUUUCUGGGUGAUUCAACAAAAUGCAAUACCUCACUGGUGUCCACAAAAUCUCCUGGGGUGUUUCUGGGUCUGUUUUAAACUCAUCCUCAAAUGGGUGCAUGAGGGGGUCUGUCCUAACUUUUUCAUUCCAGGCAACAACAUGUUUCUGACAAAAAUUCAUGGCGUCAAACAACAUCAACUAUUUAUAAAACUGUCAGAUUUGUAUGAAAAGGGUUUAGCAUUCCUGCUUCAUUGUCCCUCCAUUAGAUCUUGUAUUAUAGAUGUCCUCUAUAACCCCAGAAACUUCAUCUGUACAGAUGAUCAUACUCUGAUUUCUGACUAUCAUUUUGAUUUAUAUCUUUUUGGUGAAUCACUAAGUUCUUUCAUAGUUCUAGACAAAGAUGACAUACAAAUAUGUAUUAGAUAUUUACAUACAAUAGAACAGAUGAUAGGUUCACCCCUCCUGACACAUUAUCAAGUCAUUAUGCUACAGAACAUGACCGCUACGGUCCUUCAGUUCACUGCUUUUAUAUUACAUAUGGAAACUUACACACCUGACAACAAACUGAGGUAUAGAGCUGACAAAAUGUCCUGUCACAUGCUGAAAUUAGCAGCAAAGUUUGGUUGUAUUACAGACAUGCUGUACAUAGCCAUGUAUUAUUACAAGACACUUAGAUACACGGAAGCUUUAUCUAUUAUAGAGAUGAUCAAGGUCAAGUAAGCACAGCCAUAUGUGAUGGAUAUAGGUAAUUUUAAUAGAGAGAUGUAUACUGAGGCUUUAGGGGGACAGUCUUGGUCUACAAAGAUUAGACAGGCUGUAGCAGGGGAUAUCACACUUUGCAACAGAAUUCAUUACAUCAGUGAACUGAUACCUGAACAACAGUCUGCUCUACAGAGACACGGGCCUUUUAUUUUUGUACCACUCUUUAUCCUGUUAUACAUGCUUGAGAUUUUGUGCUACAGACAUGUAGACACAAUGCGAGCACAAACAGCUCUAGAUGAUCUACAGACCCUAGUUCACUAUGAUCAGGGAGAGUUUAUACCUUUAUAUCUCAGAGAUAUAUCAUGGCAAAUUCUGGGGAUCUGUCAACAGGUGACAGGGAACCGUCAGGCUGCUCUAUAUUCAUACCAACAAUCCUUCAGACAAGAACCAAUAAACAACCUACAAACAGCUACAAUUAUCAGAAUUCAGGAUCUAUCAGGAGCUGGUGUGUAG